AUGCAUUUCUCCACCAUCGUCAUCGCUCUUGCUGGCGCCAGCACUGCUCUCGCACUCCCAGCACUCAUGGAGCGCCAGGCCAGUCUCUGCACGGGGGACUACAGCGAACAGUGCUGUGCUACCGACGUCCUCGGUCUUGCUGAUCUCAACUGUGCUGCCCCUCCCACAGUGCCUGCCAACACCACCGACUUCACCAACAUCUGUUCAGCCAUCGGACAACAGGCUCAGUGCUGCUUGUUGCCAAUUUUGGAGCAAGGUCUCAUCUGCACCACACCAGUCUAG
Molecule: messenger RNA, 282 nt
Organism: Exophiala viscosa
Lineage: Eukaryota; Fungi; Ascomycota; Eurotiomycetes; Chaetothyriales; Herpotrichiellaceae
Product: putative hydrophobin precursor
Exons: 3
Coding region: 1-282 (93 amino acids)
Cellular component (GO): extracellular region
Source: RefSeq, a predicted model, not a curated record